GGUUUCGAAGAAUCUCAUACUUUCUGCCGAGAUUGUUGAGCAAGUGACGUCGGAAGUGUUAUGCAGCUGGGAAAGAGAUUUAAGGGAAAUUUUGUGGAAAUCGGACAGGAUAGAGCAUUUCUGCCGUCACUCAUGUAGAUUCGGUUUAAUGCUGGCUAAGUAGAUCCACAGUUAGAUGCCCGAAUUCUCAACGACUCUCACAAAGCAGCAUGGUUGAGUUCUCUCGGGUACUGGUGUAUGUACAUACCUUAGGGUUUGUCCUGUACUGGGUAUCCAGUCCUGUCGUAGCCAACUCAAACAGCUGGGAUGCACACGACGCGGAAGAGGAAGAUGGUUUUACAAAUCCUCUUCACCCGACAUACUACAGGGAGCUUGAUGAGGACAACCCUCUCUUUAAAGUGGAGCAUCAAGGGGCUGUGCUUAGAAAACAUGUCCAGACUUUGAAAAACACAGAUAAUAAGCAGGUAGAGGUGGUGUUUUUAGUAGACAGCUCUGCCAGUGUAGGAGCGAACAAUUUUCGCGACGAAUUAAAGUUUGUCAAGAAACUCUUAUCGGAUUUUACUGUAGACGAGAACAACACGAGAGUGUCUCUGGUAACAUUUUCUUCUCGGUCCAAAGUGAUACGCCAUGUGGACUACAUUAGUCGACCGUCCAGAGAUCAGCACAAAUGUUCCCUGCUACAAGACGACCUGCCGAAGAUCCGGUACACUGGAGGUGGCACUUACACACUUGGAGCAUUUCGAGAAGCUAAGAAAGUCCUGCGACACGCCCGGCCAACUGCAACAAAAGCGGUAUUUCUAAUAACAGAUGGAUUCUCCAACGGUGGCGAUCCCAGACCGGAAGCACGAGCUCUGAGGGAAAAGGGAGUCAAAAUAUUUACGUUUGGGAUACGAAAUGGAAAUGUUAAAGAACUGCAUCAUAUGGCGUCGGACCCCAAAAAUGAGACGUGUUAUAUUCUGGAUAGCUUCGAGGAAUUCGAGGCGAUGGCAAGAAGAGCUCUCCAUGAAGAUCUUCACUCAGGACGUUACUUGUUCGAGAAACGGCGAAAAUGUGGUCGUUUGUGUGAAGAGGGCACUAUGUGCUGUGACGAAAGAGCGAACUGCAUGUGUGGGACGUACACUGGCCAGUACCAGUGUGUGUGUCCCGCGGGUCAUUAUGGCAGCGGGCUCGUUGGCGAUUGCAUACCUUGCCCAUCGGGCACAUACAAGCCAAGAAGUAUUCCUGGAUCCGACGUCACGUGUCUACCGUGCCCAGAUGAAAAUCAUAUCACCGAACCAGGUAGCACCAACUUAAAGCAGUGCACCUGCAAGACAGGAUUCAGGAGUGUUGAUAAUCACAAAUGUGCAGUGCUUCAGUGCCCUGUCUUAUCUCCUCCCGACAACGGCUACUUUGUUCAAGACCAGUGCGACAGUGUAUUUAACGCCGCAUGCGGCAUACGGUGUCAUCCAGGUUACGAGCUCCACGGCAGCAGCUUGAGAAUUUGUUUGGAAAACGGCAGCUGGACUGGGACUAAACCAGAAUGCAGGAUGAAAACAUGUCCACCUUUAGUAUCACCAAAGAAUGGAAACAUGAUAUGCACUCGAGACGACUUCUCGUACAAAACCAUCUGCAGAUUUACAUGUGACGAAGGCUACAAGCUGGUUGGAUCAAGAAAACGUAGUUGUCUGGCCAUUGCAUUCUGGACGGGGAUUACUACACGAUGUAGAGAAAUUACUUGCCAGCCACUGCCAAAGAUUAAAGAUGGGAAAGUUCUUCCUGAGCGAUGCACAGAUAAGGAGGUCUGGUUUGGGAUCACUUGUCACAUGAGCUGUCACCUUGGUUAUACACUUGUCGGGCCACAUACAAAACUAUGCACUCCUGAGGGAACCUGGACACCAGAGUCUGGCGAUCACCUUAAUGAAUGUGUGGACACACGUGAACCGCUGUUGUUUUGUCCUCCCGAUAUAGAGACGGAGUCAGACGCUGAGCAAGACUCAGCCCUGAUCACUUGGCAAAGCCCAGUUGCGAUUGAUAACUCUGGGUACAUUCCAAGUAUAUCUGCAGAACCAGCAGUUAUUUCCCCUUCCCCGUUUCCAAUAGGUGUUACCAAUGUCAACUACACUGCUGAAGACUUAAACAAGAACCAGGCAUCUUGUUCUUUCACUGUCCGUGUCAUAGACAAGGAACCUCCACGAAUAGAUCGUUGUGUGUCUCCACCGACGUUCAUUACAAAGGCUCAGUAUGCAAAUGUGACUUGGGAUGAACCAAUCUUCAGUGACAAUUCUCAAGAGGAGGUGACUGUGACGAGUUCCCAUGAACCGGGGCCUUUUCCACACGGUGAGGUCUCAGUGGUGUUUGUGGCCGUUGACAGUUCUGGAAACAACAACACAUGUACUCUGACUAUUGAAGUAAAAGAGCACAAAUGCGUGUUGCCAAAGCCUCCAGUGAAUGGUAACCGUACGUGUCAAGAGGACAGUUUUGGUGUGAAGUGUAGGCUGUCCUGUAUGAAGGGUUAUGACUUUGCCAUGCCUGCUGCAGAUGAGUAUUUCUGCAAGUUUGAAGAUGGAAUGUGGCUGCCAGAAGACAAAUUGCCAUUCCAGACUGCUCAGGGCUACUACACUGAAGGCCCGGUGGAAAGGAUAUGCCUUGCAAACGGGGACUUGGAUAAUCCUAUACCAGUGUGUGAAAUUGUUAAGUGUAACCGACCAUUGAAUCUCCGUAAUGGCGGUUAUGAUGGCUUUGUGCUAGAUUACAACACCACAUGGACAGCAACAUGCCUGGAAUGGGUACUUGCUUAUAGUGUCACAAAGGCUACAUCCUUGAAAGGCCCUCAGUACAGGUGGUGCUCAGAAAAUGGCACCUGGACAGGUGAAGUUCCAUUCUGUGACAUUGUCUAUUGCCCCCCACCACAACCCAUUCUUAGUGGAUUUGUAGAAUGGGAUAACUUCACAUACCAGUCUGAACUACGCUACUCCUGUAUUGAUGGAUACAGGCUUAUGGGACCUUUGCGCAGGAGGUGCUUGCACUUAGGAAUUUGGUCAAAGGAAGAACCAACAUGCCAGAUGAUUGACUGUGGUGUACUUCAUCCUCCUGUAAAUGUCAAGUGCGAACAUGUCAGUUCAAUGAGAGGUGGUCUGACAAAGCACCUGUGUGUAACCCCAUUGAAUGUCCCACCACCUGAAGAGAUCCCAAAUGCUCUAGUUGCAUGGACGAAAGGAAAUACUUUCAGAGACAUCAUGGAGUAUAACUGUAGCAAAGGCUACAGGUUAGAGGGGUAUCCUCAGAGAACAUGCUUAGAAAACACCUCAUGGACUGCACCCCAGUUUGAAUGCCACAGAAUACAGUGCCAAGAAAUAAUCUCCAUCCUGAACGGAAUUGUAAACGCAUCCUCAUUUGAGUAUGGAGCUGAAGUCAAGAUUUCAUGUGAGCAUGGAUUCAACUUGUCCGGAGAAGCAGUCUUAACCUGUGUAGGGGAAGGUUACUGGGACCAUCCCAUACCUGUCUGUGUAGAGAAAAGUUGUCCCGAACCAGUCAUCAUUGAAAAAUGGCCGAAUAGAAGGACAGGACGACAGUGGUGGGAAGUGAGAUCUAUUACUACUGUAAUGAGGGCUAUAGGCUUGUGGGGGGACCAAAUUCUGACAUGUCAGGAGGACAGCUCCUGGGAUUAUGACCCACCAUUAUGUGUUCUUCUUUCCUGCCCAUACCCAGAUAACAUCUCCAACGGCCAGCUGGUGAUCUCUAAAAACUCAACCAGUCUUGUGUUCAAUGACAUUGUCUUUUAUGAAUGUGAUGAAGGAUACAUAUUAGAGGGUGAGGAAUUGUUAACUUGUUUGCAAAGUGGAGAAUGGUCCUCGUCAACACCCUCAUGUUCCAAGGUCACCUGUCCUUUGCCAGAAGUUGUGGCGCAUGGGCAAUAUUUCGGCGCCAACUUUACGUAUGGGACCACAAUAGACUAUGUCUGUGAUGAAGGCUAUGAAUUAACAGGAUCUCCAGUGCGUCAUUGCUUGUCUGGAGGAACAUGGGACACCCCUUCUCCAAACUGUGAUCCCGUCAUAUGUCGGCAACCAGUCGAGAUCAGUAAUGGCAAUGUCACUGUGGACACAGUGUUUUAUGGAGGGAACAUGCUGAAUUUGUUACAAGGCAGCUUUGCUGUUGACACAUACAAUAUUGGAACAUUCAUUGAAUACAGCUGUGAAGAAGGAUUCGAGAUUUUGGGAAACGCUGUGUUGGAAUGUCUACCAAACAGAACAUGGAGUGGAGAUUUCCCCUACUGUGUCAGGAAGACAUGUUCUCCUCCAGAGGGCUUUGAGCAUUAUACAAAAACUUUCUUUGUCGGUGUGAUAGUAGAACACAACUGUAAUCCAGGGUUUGUCAUACAAGGUGAAAGAACUCGUACCUGCCUAAGCAAUGGUACAUGGACAGGCCAGGCACCAGAUUGUGUGAGAGUACAAUGCGCUUCUGUAAGUUCUAUUCCUUAUGGAAAAGUGAUUGGAGAACAGUUCAGUUAUGAGAGCUUCGUUUCAUUCAAGUGUGAUAAUGGAUACAGAUUACUAGGAGCUUCUACAAUAGAGUGCUUGGAAGAUGGACGAUGGAAUGAUUCAGUGCCAUCCUGUUUCAGAAUCCAGUGUCCGGCACCAAGGCAAAUACUGAACGGUGGAUACACAGGACAAACGUUUUAUGCAGGUGAUGAAGUUCGGUAUUAUUGUAACCCUGGCUUCAUUGUUUUGGGGUAUGAUGGAAGUGUGUGUCAAGAAGAUGGAACUUGGAGUUAUGAUGUUCCUUGGUGUGAACCCAUCAGCUGUGGUGACCCACCAAAAGUGGAGCAUGCCACUGUAGCGAAUCCGGCCUCGGCGGUAGGUGACAAAAGCUACUAUGUGUGUGAGGAAGGAUAUGACCUUGAUGGAAAUAAUGUUAUGGAAUGUGGACCAGAUGGUUCAUGGAUCGGCGUUCCUCCUGUGUGCAGAGAAGUUUCUUGUGGGCCUUUGCCAGUCAUCCUCCAUGCUACCACUGUAAUAACACGUCACACACUGGGGAGCAAAGCAGAGUUCAAGUGCAGUCUAGGCUACAGAGCAUCUGGAAAUUUGACGGCAGAGUGUCGAGCCAACAGAACCUGGGUCUUUGAUCAAGAUUUGGAAUGUGUUCCAGUAGACUGUGGGCCACCAUUUUCCAUACCUAAUGGAUUAGCACUUGUGAAUGACACAUCUUAUGGAGCUAAAGCAGAGUACCAGUGUCACAGGGGUUUUAAUCCUGUAGGUGGGUCAGCUGUUAUCUGUUCAGAGACAGGAAUAUGGGUGGGUACAGCACCUGUGUGUCAGAGAAUAGCCUGUGGGCCCGCUCCAGCGACUGAAACUAACAUCAGGGCCUUUGUAUCCUUGGAUGGGUUGCAAGUUACGUACACAUGCCCAGUCAAUAUGCGGCUGGUGGGAGCAUCGAUCAUUGUCUGUGGAGAAGAUGGAGUGUGGAGUGAUGUGCCGCCAAUAUGCAAGCCCGAAGGAUGCGGAGAACCACCCCCUGUUAAAGAUAAGCAUCUCCUGGUAGUCUCUCAGCCACACCUGGUUUUCUUAUCGUUGGUUCCACCAUCAAGUGCUUUUGACUGUCUUGUAUUUGCAGGAAUAUCUUGCAGAGAUAUAGUCGCUCCAGUUCAUGGCACAAUGACCAGCACAGGUCAGGAGGUUGGGCAGUCAGUACAUUUUACUUGUGACCUGGGAUACAUUUUGAUUGGUCAGGCUACUCUAAUCUGUCAAGGUGAUGGACAGUGGAAUGGACUGGAACCAGUCUGCCAAGCACCCCCUGGUUCCAUCAACAUUCAAUGUGGUGAUCUUCCUGAGAUACCUGGUGUGCUCACGGUGCCCCAGGGUUUUGGACAAGGAGAUAGUGUGACCUUGCAGUGUAAGGCUGGUUAUGUGGCUGUGGGCUCCCUCAAGGUCAUUUGUCUGAAUGACCAGAGCUGGAGCCAUCCGAGUGGACGUUGUGAGAGAGUUUACUGUGGUCAACCACCAAACAGUGAUGCAAAGAGCAUAAUGUUAAUGGGACGAUCCUAUUACUAUGGUGACCGCAUUGUGUACAUGUGUCGCCGUGGUCUACAGCCAGCCCAAUCCCCCUCCAUUCUGACAUGCCAGGAAGAUGGUACUUGGGAUAAACAAGCUGCUUGCAUAGCCCAAUGUAAAUUUCCAUGUUUAAAUGGGGGACGUUGCAUAGGGAACAACCGUUGCAAAUGCCUGAGUGGGUUUGGAGGACCGCGUUGUGAAACACCCAUUUGUAUACUACCAUGCUUGAAUGGAGGACGUUGCUUAGGACCUUACAAAUGCCAGUGUAAACCAGGUUAUACGGGCAGCAGGUGUCACAAAGCCGUGUGUAAUCCUGACUGUGGUGAAGGUGGACGUUGCAUCAGGCCAGGAAAAUGUUCCUGUCUGCCUGGAUUUCUACCUCCAAACUGUGAAGAGGAUAUAAGCCUACCACCUGGCCAAAUCAGCUAAGAUUAGAAGAUAAAAGUUCUCAGCUGUGUACAAAGAAUGGAUGCUUAACCUUACCAAACAUGGACUACACUAAUAAAGUCAACUGUCACCAGUAUUAAACCUGAUGCACGGAGUAGCUGAUGUGUUUUAUUUACGUGUAUAUGUUGUGAGCAAUAAUUAGUGAAAAAAAGAAAAAUCAGAGAGUAAUACAAUGUAAAAAAAAAAAACGUUUACUUACUCUACGUGUACAUGGACCCCUAUAAUUUUUUUAAAAUAUGGUGCAGUGUAUGUGUGAAUUCAUUACCCUGCUGAAACAGUGAAAUAAUGUUCAUGACUGUCAAGGGUAUAUAAUUGAGGAUAAUAUUUUUGUACUGAUCAUGAAAUCAUGGAUUCUUUUUACAUUUAAAGAAAGAGGUGGUGUCUA
Liolophura sinensis is the source of this 6858-nucleotide messenger RNA. RefSeq names its product sushi, von Willebrand factor type A, EGF and pentraxin domain-containing protein 1-like. The transcript is spliced from 21 exons. The record is from RefSeq and is a predicted model, not a curated record. Lineage: Eukaryota; Metazoa; Mollusca; Polyplacophora; Chitonida; Chitonidae. Bases 210 to 6455 code for a protein of 2081 amino acids.